This is a messenger RNA of Hemibagrus wyckioides, 4390 nucleotides long. RefSeq names its product nudix (nucleoside diphosphate linked moiety X)-type motif 3b (gene nudt3b). Gene Ontology annotation, molecular function: bis(5'-adenosyl)-pentaphosphatase activity; bis(5'-adenosyl)-hexaphosphatase activity; diphosphoinositol-polyphosphate diphosphatase activity. Bases 189 to 725 code for a protein of 178 amino acids. Lineage: Eukaryota; Metazoa; Chordata; Actinopteri; Siluriformes; Bagridae. Gene Ontology annotation, biological process: adenosine 5'-(hexahydrogen pentaphosphate) catabolic process; diadenosine hexaphosphate catabolic process; diphosphoinositol polyphosphate metabolic process. The record is from RefSeq and is a predicted model, not a curated record. Gene Ontology annotation, cellular component: cytoplasm; nucleus. The transcript is spliced from 5 exons.
CGCGCGGCGUAGCUGUUUCAGUAAUGGCGUCUGUGGCUGAGAUGCGCUUGGCUUUAGAAAAAUGAAGCGUAGAAGAACUUACUUCUUACACUGAAAACGCGGGGUUUCCUUUCGUGAACUUUGCGUGUGAAGCCGUGUCAUCUCCCAGAGGUUUGCGCUCUGAUAUUAGCCAGUUCCGACGUGCCGAGAUGAUGAAGCUGAAGUCUAACCAAACUCGCACCUAUGAUGGAGAAGGGUACAAGAAGCGGGCCGCCUGCCUGUGCUUCAGGAGCGAGACCGAGGAGGAGGUGCUGUUGGUGAGUAGCAGCCGACAUCCUGAUAAGUGGAUUGUGCCCGGAGGAGGAAUGGAACCGGAGGAAGAGCCCAACGUUGCUGCUGUUCGAGAAGUGUGUGAAGAGGCCGGUGUCAAGGGCACUUUAGGGAGACUAGUAGGAAUAUUUGAGAACCAGGAUAGGAAACACAGGACGUAUGUGUAUGUUCUCAUUGUAAAAGAAGUACUGGAAGACUGGGAAGACUCUGUAAACAUUGGGAGAAAAAGGGAAUGGUUUAAAAUAGACGAUGCGAUACAAGUGUUGCAGUGUCAUAAGCCAGUGCAGGCCACCUACUUCGAAGCUCUACAAGAGAGCUGCCUGACGAGCAACGGCACUCCUCUAGUGGCCACGAUAGCUGAAGACCUGUCACCCAGCUACAACAUCAAUCAGAGCUCUGUCUCUGACAUCAGAUAACUAACACACAACACUGACACUCCGGAUGCUUCCGCCACCACUCUCGCUCUUAUUCUUUCAGUAUUCUUUUAUUUUUUCCCUCUUUCUCUCUCUGUGUUUUUUUUUCCCCUUUUCUCUUAAAAUACAGUUUGCCUUGCCAACCCUUUUUUAGGUGCCAGAGAGGUGGCACAAACUUGACAAAGUGUUGGGUAAAUAUUCAAAAACAUGUUUUGUAAAUGUAAAUUCAAUGUUUGUCGCUCUCUACUCUGAUUUUUUUCUUUCUUUCUUCCCUCCAACCUCUCCUUAAAAAUGGACAGUUGCAUGAAACACCCCCUCCUUCUACUCCUUCUCCCUUUAGUGCCCUCUGUGACCCAAGUGUGAGGUUAAAUGAAUGCAAGAACUACUUUUUACUGUUGUGAUGUAAAUACACGUAGCCUAGUGCUUAUGCUUGAGGCUUUCAAUAUUUUUUACGCAUCCAUUUUUUUUUUCCUUGUAUGUGAGAGCGAGUGAGCAUGUAUUUGUGUGAGUAGUGCGAGUAUGUGUUUGUUCUCGGAAACCACCUCCUUCCCCCACCCCAAGCAAUGAGAAGGAAAUGUGUAGAUGCCUGAACAGAUGGAAUUGGUGAGAGGUCAGUUGGUUUGCAUGAGCACUGAUAUUUAUUUGUCUUACAAGUUUGGGAUCUGAUGAAUGUUCAACCUGUAUUUGGUGUCAGUAGGUCUUUUGAGUGAUUUCUUCUUCCCUUUUUUGCCCCCUUGCCAUUUUGUAAAUAUCUUAUGGGUUUGACGAAAUACACACCCUGGUUUAAUUAUGCUUGUUUCUUUACUAGAGUGGUGCCUAAAUGUGUGAGAACACCGACUUUAACGUGAUAGUAAAACCCCCAAAAAUGUUUACAAGGCCAGCAAUUAUUGGGAGCAAGCAGGGUAAGCCAGCAGCACGUGAUGAUAACUGAUGAGUUUCGUGCACUGCUUGCGUCCAUGUAUGGCUGACGGCAGAUCCUACAGGUCCAGUAAUUUCAAUGUUGUUGGUGAUGAUAGUGAAGGGGGGAAAAGACAAAUCACCACUCAGAACCACUUAAAUCAAACUGCAUGACAAGGUUGUAGAGUUGACGUUUGUGAACGUUGGAGGAUUCAACAGGACAGCUUCUUGGAAAAAAACGCUAAUAGGCACAUAUCGAGUGGAUCCCACCUUUUUAAUUUAGUAGUGUCUCCUAUUAUGGAGCUCUUUAUUGGACCUGGUAGGUCAGGCCAGGGUAACAUUGAAAAGUAAAUAUGGACCCAUUACUGAAGUGCUUUUUCAAUUACGUUUGGUGACUUGGGAAAACCCUUCUCAUUGUUAGAUUUUGACACGUUUCCUGAACUGAAAUAUGCUUCUCUUUUGCAUGUAUUUCAACAAGUCGAACUAGUUCAGACCCCAGACUCAGAGAAAAUUGGAUUUAUCGCAAGAUUCCGUUCAAAAAUGCCACACUCGCCUCUAUAUUUAUAAAUAAAUAUACUUUUAGAAAAACAUUACAGCCCAAUUUGAGGAAUUAUAAGUUUACAUUAUGAAGUCAGUCUCAGUAUUUAAACACAAGCCUCAUGGUCGUCUCUUCUGACUGAUCACUGUUCACAUUCACGCUGGUGGGGAAAUAAUCACUGAUUCAUUCUGAUCAAAUUUAAUCUUGGUUAAAUUUGACACCCGUGUCCGUUCAGCAUGGUACAUAGAUAUCGAAAGAUCAAGGUAUGAUUUUACUGUGUGAAAAAGUCACACUUAACUAGUGAGGUUUUAGACAUCUUGAAACUGAUCACAUUUUCUGCUCCGUUUGUUUAAACUCGCUCCUUGACAUGACUGUUGAAGUCAGGUGAGGCAAGGGAGCCUGAAUAAAACCAUUUUGUGUCAUUUUUGUAGAAUGUAUUUCUUUAAAGUAGAGACGUUAGUACAUUAGUGUCAUUGAAAAGAAAAGAAAAAUUUUUUUGGCUUAUUCUAAUGAAUUCAGUCACAGCGAAAUCCAUCGGGUUUUCCCAGACCACCUGACAUAUCCCAGAAAUUACCAGAGGAUUAAAAAAUAAAUAAAAUCUGAUUUUAUGUUUAGAAUAUUGAAGGCACAUUGGUUCAAAAACAGUCCCUUUGAAUGUUCCAACAGAAAACCCACAUGCCUUAGUCAUCCACCAGAUUAUUUUAAGCUUGUAAAAAGGCUUAUGCCAACUGCAUGAAGGCUGAUGUGGCCUCUUGUUACCUUGUACCAUCUUGAUUUGGAUGAGAUGGUAUUAUUUAUGUAUAUUGAUCUCUGCAGUUUUUUUUUCCUUCAUCUCUUAAAGAACCAUUGGCACCUCAGUCGAGCACUUGCAUAUCUGCUCGACAGGAACUAUAAUAUGCUGUUAAAAAAAAAAACACACACAUUGCAGAGCUAAACAGGGCUUGUAUAACCGAGACCUUGUUUCAAAAUAUAAGAAAUGUGGACUGUAACCCUCCCCUCUUUUAUUCCUCUCAUUUUCUCUUUGUCUAGUAAGUUGUCUUAGCCAGGCUGCUUACUGCCCUUCUGAUGGCAUGCAGCAGUUGGCACAAUACUGUGAAUCUGGAGCCACUGUAGUUAGCCAGACCUUUUUUUUUCUCCUUUCUGUAUAGACUAAAUUCAAAAAGUCAAAAUACAGUAUGUGGUUUUUCACGUUUGGUAUGCUGAUGGUACGCAGAGUUUCUGGUGAUUGGCAAUGGAACUGUUAAAGCUAACCCCCGAACAGGAUGUUUGGGAAUGUAUUCUUUUUGGGCUGUUUAAGUUGCUGUAGGUGCAGGUUUAAUAUGUUUCUUGUUUCCUUCGAUUUCUUUUGUUCCAAUUCCGACACAAUCGUUAACCUGAGAGUUAAUUUUGAGCUCGUGGGUGUAAAUGUAUAGACAAGCUGAUCGUUUUGCUGCUAGGAUUUUUUGAUUAAUUCUGAGCAAGCAAAAAAAAAAAAAGCAGGCCAACUGAACCAAUUCACAAGUAAUAUUUCGCUAGAUAUGACUCAUUCAUGUAACACUAAAAUCACUUUUCUAGAUUAUUACUUAGUAAUAUAGCUGGGUUUACAAUUGUAAUGUAAUCUGUUCUCCAUGUAGAGGUGAUCAGACUUGAUGAGAAUCUUAAGAAUGUCCCAAAGCACAAUCGCCUUGCAUACACAGAAGUGUUUGUAUGAUUUAAAGGUUUUUUUUUUUUUUACUGGCUCUUCUGAGUUAAAAGCUUGAUCUUACUGAAACAAAAGGCUUUGUAACCAUUUUUUUACAUUAAUUGCCCAGAUCUCACUACUUUGCAUUUUUGUUUGAAAGAUUUCAAAAAUACCAAACAAAACAGUUAAGGAUUGGAAACUACUAGAUUUUCCGUGCAGAGUGAAUUUGACCAACGGACAUAGUUCACACUUCUGCACCUUACAAGCACAGAGCCAGUGUAAUGCAUCAGACCCUGAAUGUAAACUUGUAGGUUAUAUUAAAGCACCAGCUUGAUUUAGUAAAAUAUUUUAAACAAAACAUACAUUUCACAUUUGCUACUUGCUCCCAAAAAAAAAAAAAAGGGCUGCAGCCUAUAAACACCUACGUCACUUAUACAGCCCAUAAAGCUGUGACCUUUUUCAGUUCAACAAACAUACCUGGAACAUUUGCGUUGUGAUUUUGGGAUUGUGGAAUAUACCAGUAUGAGAAUGUAAUAAAUGUGCCAACAAAUAAAACAUCAGUAUUUCACAUUA